AUGGACGACGGCAAAAUAAUAUUAAUUGGUAAUGAGGGUGAUAUUUUGCACUGUGGGUAUAGUCACACUCUAAGCGAUGGCGGUAAAAGAUAUCCGUCGGCUGACCAUUAUGCUCAUGCAAUGAUUCUCACACAGCUUGGUUUAGAUGAAGCACUUAUUUUAGAGCUUUUAUGCACUUCGAGUGCUGAUGUUCCAGUUAAGGCUCGUCAACUGUUACAAGAAAAUAUGCCAGCAGGACAUGAUAUGAAUUCUCUGGCCAAUUAUUUGCAAACAAGUCGUCAAUCGUAUACAAUGCAAGGACUGAGGAUACGAGUGGAGCAAGAUGCAGCUUUCGAAAAAGCUUUGAUGGAUACGAAGGACGCAUUGUUGAUUGUUUGUGAUGCACGUGACAGUGAACUUGGAAUUGGUAUGGAUGAGGAUACCUUUGUUGAUUGGAUGGGGAAGGAGAAAGUUGAUGCUGCGAUGUUGGGACAUUGGAUGCGGAAUGAAAGGGGUCGACCACCACAGCUGGGACAUAAUCAGCUGGGAUAUUUCCUUAUGUGGUUAAGAUAUGAGGUAUCUGAAAAAAAACGGGCCUCUUUACUUAGCACGCAGUCCAUCGAAGUGGAUGGUAUUUCAACUGACCAAAAUGGUGACACAGUAAAAACAACUACGUCUGAUUUGGUCCUUUCACUUCAAGGCAUUUUCCGACCUCUGAGUAAUUAUUACGCACUACCUUUUGAUAUGAAAGGGGAAAAGUACAGAUCAGUGGAACACUAUGCUUACCAAAGGCUUUUUGACGCUCUUCGCCUCGACGAUAAAUGUAUUGAAAAAAUCCGAACUACUGUACAUCCAGCAGAUGUUUCGCUUGUUGCCAGAAGAGUUUUCAAACAACAAAAGCUUAGUGAUGGAGCAGUGGAUUCAAAGAUGGGUCGUCUAGAUCGAUGGCGUCAAUCUGCUAUGAAACAUAAGAUGACGAAGAAUGAGGCUCUACAACAGUUACUGCUUUCCACUGGGCAUGCAUUAUUGAUUGAUACUACAGAAAGUAAUAAAUCAUGGGCAUCUACAGCAGACGAAUUCGAACUACAACAUUUAUUGACGAAACGAUACAUUCUUCCGAGCACAAUCAUCGAUUGGAUGACUGAACGAACAAAACCUCCAUCAGCUCUUUCCCAUAUCAGAGGAAAUAAGACAGGACUUUUAUUGAUGGAGCUGCGUUCUAAAUUUGCCGCCUUGUCGUUGACACAAAAUCGUAUUCCAUUGGUGUCACCGCUAGCAACAGCAAUGGAAUUACGGACUUUAUUGUCAGCCCACAUGAUUUGUUUCACAGCGGAAAGUGUUUUUCAUUUUUUAUAUCCAGCACAGAUUCGUUUACCGAAUUCAGCCGAAACAUUACCUUCACCAGCUCAUUACAUAGCUAAGCAAGCUAUAAGGUAUUUCAACAUCUGUACAGAAGAGGCUGCUUAUAUAAAUGAAAGUAUGCACAGUACAGAAUGUUGGUAUAGGAUGAACACUACAAUUGAAUUAAGUAACUCAACACUUGACAAAGUUCAGGGAUGGUAUAUGGAUGAGCGUCAGCGUGCAAUAAAAGUUGCAUUGAUGAUGAUGUUUGAACAGCAUCCCCCACUCAUGAGAGCAUUAUUAGAUACGGGAGAUGCGCUGUUGGUUUACUGCUCAAGGUAUUCAUCGCUUGAAGCUGAGCUUACUGUUGGUAUGAGAGAACGAGAUUUACGAGCGUGGUUAGCACAAAUUGAUAUCGAUACUAGACAGCUUUUUGACUCAACAGUUCGUCCAUUGGCAUUUCGACCACCAUACCUUGGUGGAAAUCGAUUAGGAUUAAUCUUGAUGGAAAUAAGGCGAGAAUUUAUGUUACGAGGAGUUUUUCCGCAGCAACUUCCCGAACUACAGAUUGGUGUUGAAGCGGUUCUUGGAUCUGAAUCACCGGCUGAAAAUUAUGUAUCGAUCUAUCCGUUUGAUGUAUUAAACUCUGACAAUUUUUCGGCGCUUUGGACAAAUCCAUUUUUGUUACUUGCAAAACAGAACAAGGAUGGCGAACUUUGGACACAAGCAAAUUCAGUUAAAUUGGCACCAAAACUGAUAUCAAUCAAUGAAACGACACUUUCUGCUAUAGUUGAUGAGUUGGACAUUAUGGAGAAAGUUACGGAAGAAGAUCUGGAAAACUACUGCAUUGAAGAUCUGCGUGCUGUUUUUGUCCGCUUAGCACUCCGAAUGCGAAAUCGCUUAGUCGAAACUGAGGCGCAGCAAAGCGAAAUGAAUCUUCUAGCAAGAGAAAUUACUGCAAUGCAAAAUAUGAGGCGAGCACUAGAAGAAAGGAAAGCACAGUUAGAAGGAGGACCUACUCAGGAACGGAGAGAAAAACGAGAACUCCUUGCGCCUUUAGCUCGGACUGAACUACCAAUGCCUUUGAUGCGUGGCUAUUCUCCACCCCGGAAAUGGGAUGAGAAACGUAAGCCGAUACAACGACGAUACUCACCUCCUGAGGAAAAGAUUCCACGACGGCGUAGUCCUACUCGGUUAAAGUCACCCACUUCACAUAUAUCUCGAAAAUCAUCACCCUCUUCAAAAUCACCACUGAAACAACAAAAAGCGACAAAACCACCCGUUGAUGAAAGCGAGUUAUCCGACGGAGAAAUCUUGAGCGAUUAA
This is a messenger RNA of Brugia malayi, 2646 nucleotides long. RefSeq lists its product as uncharacterized. The record is from RefSeq and is a predicted model, not a curated record. The transcript has 17 exons. NCBI's taxonomy places the organism in Eukaryota, Metazoa, Nematoda, Chromadorea, Rhabditida, Onchocercidae. Bases 1 to 2646 code for a protein of 881 amino acids.